Messenger RNA from Diachasmimorpha longicaudata, 5620 nucleotides. RefSeq names its product protein BTG2-like. The coding region runs from base 669 to 1241 and encodes 190 amino acids. The transcript has a single exon. Gene Ontology annotation, cellular component: cytoplasm; nucleus. Gene Ontology annotation, biological process: negative regulation of mitotic cell cycle; negative regulation of cell population proliferation. NCBI's taxonomy places the organism in Eukaryota, Metazoa, Arthropoda, Insecta, Hymenoptera, Braconidae. The record is from RefSeq and is a predicted model, not a curated record.
GAGUCUUGCUCAUGAAAUAUCGCCAGUGUAGAGCCAUUAGAAAGUCCCCGACAGUGGUUAAAUGCGGUUCGUGGCUAGUUUUUGUUCUGAAAAUACACUUAAAAAAAAAAAACUAAAUAAAAAAUUAAAGUAAGUCAUUUUACAUCCGGUGAUUGUUCAAAAACAAUCACAAUCAAGCCAUAAAUCUCAAAACGGAUAAAAAAUUUACGCCGUUUUAACCCACUGCCAGCAUUAAGUGAUAAUUAGUCAACAACGCAAUUAUACAAACCAUCUUACGCAGUUCGUACAUCGGUUAUCAAGUGCAGUGCCCGUUGUGUUCUAAUCAUCGUGAUAAUCCAUCGAUUGCAAUAAAUAAAAAGGAGCAAGAAAUCUAAGUGCAACAAUAUAAAAUAAAGCGCUGUUAGUAACGGAAGGUUAAUUACGACUCGUUCGAGCUGGAGUGGCAACGCUCUAACAACCGCUACGUACAGUGGCGACGCCAUUUUGAGAAUACUGUGGCCAUUUGGAAAGUUGCUGAACACUACACACCGUGACCCCUGACAGAGCAAAAGGGGGCCACUGAUUAUACAAAAAAAAAAAAAAAAGAAAAGAAAAAUAAUUAAAAAACGAAUCGAACGUAAAAUAACCCGAAUAAAAAGCGUCAAUCGUGAAACUCUUACGGAAUAAUCAUGAAAUUGGAAAUAAUAUCAGCGGCUGACUUUCUCGUUCAAUUACUCCGACUACAGGCUGGCCAGCUGUCGGAGCGUCAGCUCGAUGAAUUCAAGUCAUCACUAAGUGAAGUUUUACGACGACGCUAUAGAGACCACUGGUUUCCAGAUCGGCCAAAUCGUGGUUCUGGCUAUCGUUGUUUACGUAUCAAUGGAAAAAUGGAUCCAGUAAUAGCACUUGCGGGGAGAAAUGUCGGUCUACUGCCGACAGUAUUGCAUACUCUCUUCCCAAGUGAAUUAACAAUGUGGAUUGAUCCAGCUGAGGUGUCUUAUCGUAUCGGUGAAAACGGUUCAAUCUGUGUUUUGUACGAAAGAACAGAGCCUGAUCCUGAGGAAAUGACGUCAAGACCAUCAUCAUCCUCAUCAUCGGUCUCAUCUAACUGCUCGUCCAGCUCAGUUUCUUCAAUGUCAACGGCAUCAUCACCAUCGCCAGCUUCACAUUCUCAGCAACAGCAGUACGAGAGCUGCAAGGACUCAUUGAUUUACGAGCACACACAGUUCAAUGAACAAAUAGCGGCAUUUGUAUCAAGUUGAACUGUUUUACUAUGGAGAAGGCAAAUCAAUUCAUCGAAUUAAUUACAAAUUAUUGAAUAUUAUAAACGCCCACAUUGAUCUUCGUGUUUCCUCGUGUUGUUUUGCCAUCAAUUAAUCACUUUUUCAUGGGAAAAUUCAUUAGAUUUUCCUCGAUACACGCGACAUUGUUAAAUGAUUAGCUCUGAAAAUCGUACUACUCUUUGCAUUCACGUGGAAUUACAAGACAAAAUCGCGUUUUUUUUUUUUUUGGCAAAUGUUUUUUCUAUUCUCAACUGGAAUGGGUGAGAUUGGGAUUCAUCAGUACGAAUAUGGAGUUCUGUCUCUCUCAUCGCCAUGUUGGACGCUCGCCAUCCAUUAGCCACUGACUCGUAAAACACGUCCGUCCAUCUGACUCCAACCGACUAUUCUACCGUAUCAGCAUUGGGAGGAAAUUGUGAACAGUACUGCGUCACCAGUGAAUACAACGUCAAUGGAAGAAAAAAAACAUGUACUAGCCUCGUGCAAGAUAACUGAUCUCAAUAUUUGUUAAAAUUAUUACUAAUCGUUGUGAUUGUAAUCCAUCAUUUAAUUUUAUUUUCCAUUUAUAUUUUGACGCAAUUUAAAAAAAAAAUUCAUCUUUUCUUUGAUAUGGACAUGUGGGGGUUUUUUUUUUUUUUUCAAAGAAACAAGAAUUGAAAAUUAAAUAGAAGAGAGUAAAAUACCUCAAGAAGAGGUUCGAUUCAAAGAGGGAUGGACACAAGGAUCCGGUUUCCCCCAGGCAGUCUGAAUAUCUCCAGAUUUGAGCGGUGAAAAUUUUCUAAUGAUCCUUUUUUAUAGUGUGUAUUGAGGGACAUAAAAGAGGUAAUGAGUAACUAUUUUUCAUUAGCUUUAAAUUUGGAAAUAUAUGUCGAAAAGUAAGUAAUUAACGAAAUCGAUAUGGAACGGUCUAUUACUUUACGAUUGAGUUGAUUUGAUUUUUAUAAACAACGAUGGAUAAUCCUUAAUAUUAUGACACUAUAUACAUCGAAAUUAAACGCGUCCAACCCCUUUUUAAUUAUGAAUCGCCACCGUCAUCACGUCAAAUCUCUCAAUGACCUGAAAUUUAAAUACAAUAUGUUAAAAUAUGAGAACCCAAGUAGGAAGGACGAGGGAUGAAAAUUUAAUAAUAUGUGUAAAUGUAUAUAGACACAUAGCAUUUCACGUAAAACUGAAACACAGAUACGUGUACGUACUUGUAAUCUAUUGAUUGUAUAUUACAUCCUUUUAAAAAUAACUGUGAUUUCAAUCGCGACAUAAAGGGAUUUAAUUAUACGCGAGUUGAACCCGGAAAAUUCAAGAUUUUUUUUUUUUCUAUUGAGCUUCAUGAAUGGAAAAAGUUAAUUCAAAAGGCUGGCACUUUCUCUGGGGGAUUUUAUCAGCAAGUGACACAGUUUUACGUUAGGACUGUCAAUGGUUUUUUUUAUGUAUAAAAAAAGGCAAUAUGCUAAAAGUGACACAGUGAAACGACCUAGCAAUUGACUUGUUUUUUUUUCAAAUGUUUGUUCAACAAUUUUUCUGUGAAAAGCUGCAACACUCUUCAUUAUUUGUUGAAAUCAACUUCAAUAGAAUUUCACCUUGAAAAAGAAUAGAGUCCCUGUAUUAAAAUUUUCCAUUCAUAUUUGUUCUAUCAUCAAAUUAUCAUCACUUAUCAAUUAAACCACUAUAUGCCACCGAAAUGAUCGUACAAAUGAUAUAUUAUUUUUUAUUAUCGUCCUCUUUUUUUUUUUUUUUUCCUCAAUUCGCAAAUUUCAAUAGUUCAGGGGUGGCUGCUCCCCCGUUAACGUGAUAAGAUCAAAACAAAUGAUGACAAAAACAAAUAAUCGAAUGAAUUUGUUGAAGGAGUGAAUGUGUGAUAACUGUGCAGUGAACGAAUGUAAUAAGUUCGCAGAUUAAAUCGUUCCAAUGAUAUGCUCGAGAAUAUGAAGGAGAUGAAACAACAAAUAUUUCAAGGUGAUACCAAGGAGACAGAUUUCAAUUAUCGCCUUGUCAGGCGCUUUUUGGGAAAAGCCUCUGUGUAGGUAGCAAUUAGUGUUAAAUACAUCUGUGAUUAUCAUAAACGGUGAAAUGAGUCAAAUGAAUUCAUGUAAAGACAAUAUUUGUUGGUAUUGAUUGACGUAAUUAAUACAUUUUUUUCCAAUAAAUUUUAAUAGCGAACAAAUAAUUGGCAUUUCAGGUCUACCUCCAGCCUAAUUCAUCAAAGACAAUUAAUUGUCUGUGGCAUUACCUUCAUCUUUGUCAUUCCUUUUGCCCUUUUCCAAUUUAAAAUAGAAAAAAAAAUCACAAAAAACAUGGUAUAUAUUGUAUUUUGGUUUUAUAUUUGCUGGAGGGACUUAUGUAGACACAAAACAUAUAAAAAGCUGUCCUAUGUACAUUCGCCCCGACACAUUUUUAGUUGUAUUAUUAGCUGCCUAUACAAAAUCAUGGUUAAACUGCCACUUUCUGAUGAUUCAUUUAACAUUUUAUCCAUGAGUGUUUCCAUUUUCUUCCCCCAGAACUUGUAUUAUCAUUCGACAAGUACAAUUUAUGCAUUAUUUUAAACUUGUAAAUUGCAGCUAAAUUAAAUGAACAGAAAUUAAAUGCUGAAAUACUGCUUUUAAUUUUAAUAAAUGCACUCCAUGAUUUUUUUAAUAAAUUCAUAAUUACUGUACAGUGUGAAGGAAAAAAAACAACUUUUAUAUUUUAUAUAUAAUCAGAACAGUUUAUAAAAAAAUUAACAAAAAAAUUGUUAUCAGCAUUUAAUUGGAAUUUAUGUGCAAAUAAAGCGCCUGCAAUAAUGUCUGAUUCCACGAAUUCAAUUAUAAUUAAAAUAUAGACACUCUUCAGUAAAUCUUGUAAUUAUACAUAGAGUCCUUCAGGAAGAAUUUGUACAAAAAAAUGAGUAAAUGAGAAAAAAAAUAACCACUGGAUACGUGGUAUCCAGUAAGUCUGUGAUUUUAGCUUGGUUAAAUCAGUAUUUUUUUAAAUAAUAGGUGAGAAAAUAAAAUGACAAAAAAAUAUAUAUUAAAGUGGUGAUUUACAAGGUAAAAUAAAAGGAAACGAUAAUUGAAACGAUAAAAGUAUAAUCAUGAAUUGCGAACGAAAUAUGAGAGAGUAUGAGUGAGAGAAUAUAAAUGAAAUAAAUUGAUUGAAUGUGUAUGAUUUUUGAAUGAAAAAUGAAAAUUAAAAUACUUGACGGGAGAUUUGAAUUAUGAUGGAUAAUAGACGGCGCGCGAACAUUUUCAAUGUAAACAAGAAGCAAUGAGUCAAUUGAAUAAACAUUGACUCAUAAUGUUUGAGGGAGGAGGAGGAGGAGGUUGAGAGGCUAUUAGAGGCAAGAUAAACAACACAUUUGGGUGUCAAAAAUUGUCAAUUUUGUGGAAAACUUUUUUGAAAGUUUUUGUUUUUGCACAAAAAAUUGCUCGAUAUUUUCCUGUUAAAAUAAGUCAUCAUCUGCAUAAUCCGCUACCAUUAAAAAGUGACAAUUUUUUCAUUUCGGAACCGACCAAAAUCGAAAAUGAAAAAUCUCAAUCAUCUAAGUUUUCUAAUUUCUUAAUUAACGGAGAGACGAUUUUUUGCAUUGUUAUAAAAUAUCCCCAAUAUUUCAACAAAUAUAUCAUCCCCGACAGUUGAUUCAAAUGCUCCCAUUAGUAAAAUCAAUAAAAGUGCUAGAUUUUCUGUAGAAUCAGUGUGAGUUGUGAAAGAAGUGUAUAAGGAUAAAUUUGACAAAAAAAAAACGCGAAACAGUUUGAAGCCUCAGUAAUAUAAUGAAUCCAUAUUGCUUUAUUUUUUUUUUCUAAAUCACAAAAUGAAAUGUUUAAACUGUUGUUUGUUCUAUUCUGCUACUGUAACAAUUCAAGUUUUUGAGAGCAUACACACAUUUUCAUUGCAUUUAAAUGAACUGAAUUAUCGUCAGUCCUAUUCAAUAACGCUGAAAAAAAUAUAUAUAAACUUGAAUUUUGUUCCACAUACGAAAUCCAUUUGAGAAUUAAAAACAAACGUAGAGUUGAUGCAAACAACGCACAGGUUUUUUUUCCCUUUGAAAUAAAUGUGAAAUAAUAAACUCAUUGCAGCAGACUCCUACGAGGAAACACUCGAAUCCCUAGUAAUGUAGAUUCACUAUUAUCAUACAAUUAUAACAUUACAUCUAUUAUCUCAGUGUAUAAUUAUAUAUUUAGUUCUUAAAAGUUCAUUAAACAAUGAUGAGAAACAAAAUUUAAAUGAUUAAAAAACUAUAAUUUUUCGCUUGUAUAUAUACGCCGUGAGCUACAAAAAAUGAAAUCUUUAACGAAAUAUUAUGAGAAAAAUCUAUAAUUUUUUCGACUGUUUUUGUACAGAGAUGAAUAAAAACAAGAGGCCUCGUGCUUAUGGAAUUUCAUGAAAAA